Messenger RNA from Sardina pilchardus (European sardine), 2622 nucleotides. It is a transcript of the gene meox1, whose product is annotated as mesenchyme homeobox 1. Gene Ontology annotation, biological process: somite development; positive regulation of transcription by RNA polymerase II. Bases 993 to 1799 code for a protein of 268 amino acids. The record is from RefSeq and is a predicted model, not a curated record. Gene Ontology annotation, molecular function: DNA-binding transcription factor activity, RNA polymerase II-specific; RNA polymerase II cis-regulatory region sequence-specific DNA binding. The transcript has 3 exons. Lineage: Eukaryota; Metazoa; Chordata; Actinopteri; Clupeiformes; Clupeidae. Gene Ontology annotation, cellular component: nucleus.
GGUCCUCUCAGCUCCUCCUCCACUGGCUCACGUUACACUCCAUAAACUUGCCACUCUUUCCCACCUAAGCGUUUAAAAGGGAGGAGGGAGCGCUUGUCAAGGAAUGCCUCAGAGCUGUGAAAACAGGCAGCCUAGAGCUAAGAAGCAGAGAGUGUGGAUGUGAGUGGAGAGAGAGAGAGAGAGAGAGGGAGAGAGGGAAAGAGUGAGAGUGAGGGGGAAAGAGAGAGAGAGUUAAAAUCUAACGCCACAGACUGUGCGUGAGGGAGGGUGUGUGUGUGCGUGUAUGUGUGUGUGGGUCUGGGUCUGAGAGGGAGAGGGAGAAAAGACCAGGGAAGCCGCCUCACACGUCACACCUCAGAGAGAGAGAGAGAGGGAAGGACUGAGAGAGAGAGAGAGAGAGAGACAGAGUUACACCACAACUGGAGAGUGUGUGCUCAUACACUCCCCUCUCAGGCAAACCUUCAGACUUCAGAGUCUUAGUCAGUCACAGACAGAGAGAGAGAGAGGAACAGAGUGGGGGAGAGGAGGAGAAAAGAAAGAAAGACAGAAAUUAAGAAAGAAAGAAAGAAAGAAAGAGAGAGAGAGAGAAAGUGAUAUUUCCACAGGUGGACGCGAGCUUGCCCGGUGAUGUGCGUUUAAAAAACCCGAUAAGGCGAAGCGGAUACUCCCAGCGCUGCAUUACCUCAGCGUCGGCACCGAGCAGCUGAUCUCCUGCACGCUGCACGCCGACUCUCUCUCACACACACACACACACACACUCGUCCUGCACAGAGCAGCAGCAGCCCGGCUUUUCGCUUGCACUGCUCCUCGCUUUGCUCUUUUGCGUGUGAGCGAGCGCAUAUGCGUGCGAAAGGGUGACUUUUUUUUUUUCCCCUUCGCGCACCCCGACGAUUCGGUCCGCCCGAGCCUGCGUGCGAACGAAGAACCUGUCCAGUUCUUUCCCUGACCCCUUCAACGACCACCACCAGCAGCACCAGCAGCACCAGCUGAACAUGGAUCAGCCAGCCAGCAGCUGCAUGAGGAGCUCCCACCCGGCCAACCCCAUCUGGGGCUGCGUGCGGAGCCCCCACUCGGGCGUCCCCACCGGCGGGCUCCAGCCCUACCAGCAGGCCCCCUUCGCGCUGCACCAGAAGCCCGACUUCCUGACCUCCUACACGGACUUCUCCAACGCCUGCCUGGUGCCGUCGCCGCACGCGUACCCGCGCGACGACAGACUCUACCCGGAGGCCCACGCCGCCGCCGCCGGAGGCUACCAGUCCAGGCCCGAGUGGCAGUUCGGGCCCUGCGAGCCCAGGGGCCGCGGGCAGGAGCCGUGCGGCCAGGCGGCCACGGUGGGCGCGGGCGCCGGAGUGGCGGGCGGCCCGGAGAUGGACAGCGCCGGAGGGGAGAGGCUGCCCGGCGGAGGGCCCGUCAGCGGAGGCCUGGACGGCGACUACUCGCCACAGAGCCUGGGAGUGGGAGAUACAGAGAAGAAGCACGCCAAGAAGAAGAGGGACAUCACAGAUAUCCAGGACUCCAGCUUCAAGGCCGACUCCAACUGCAAGGCCAGGAAGGAGCGCACGGCGUUCACGAAAGAGCAGCUGCGGGAGCUGGAGGCCGAGUUCACCCACCACAACUACCUGACGCGCCUGCGCCGCUACGAGAUCGCCGUCAACCUCGACCUCACCGAGAGACAGGUGAAAGUGUGGUUCCAGAACAGGAGGAUGAAGUGGAAGAGAGUGAAAGGAGGACAGCCUGCCUCCCCCCAUGACCUGGAGGCCGAUGACCUCGACUCGGCCGCCUCGCCCAGCUCGGAGUGAAGCGGGCCCCCCUCCGCCACGCUUUUUUUUACCACCCCUGUUCUCCCGCCCGCCUUCCUGGGCCACCAGAGACACCAAAACUCCCUGGCACGUCGGACCGACUGACUGGGAUGCCACGAUGGCCGUCAUGAACUCUUGUUCGAGUUUUUGUUUUCUUUUGUUGUUAACCCCCAGCAUGGGACCGCCCACAUGGACACUCUGGUCAGAGUCUUGGAACAGUCCAAGAACCCCCCCCCCCCCCCCCCCCCCCAUCCCAUCCCAUCCCACUCAUUCACCCCCCCCCGUCCCACCCGAUGUGGUCUGAUCUGAAAGUUCAUCCCUUUUUCUCUGGUCGGCUUAUCUCUGCGGAACUAUGAUUAGCCCACAGACUUGGGAAGCCAAACCAAGCCAAGCGAGAAGACUGCGCCACGCGCGAGUCGCGGCUUUGCGUCGUUAGCGUUCACAGACAUUUCUCCGUGAGCUCUCUCCUCGUCGUAACAGUGCGAACGGUGAUGGACACUGCAGCCCUGUUGUCGAGGCUCCGCUGCUUCCACUGCAGACGUCUGGUUGGGGAGCCUGACCGCAACCACCUGCUAACGGCUCCGACCGAAAGAGGCUAUCUCAGGAUCCCAGCAGUAUUACUAAACCAAGAGUGCCUCAACCCCCUUCCCCUCUUGUUUGUCAGGUUCUUAGAGUAUACUUUUUGCGUUACUUUUGAACAAUGAUUUAGCAUAUAUUUUUGCCUGUUUUUAUUGUUUGUUUUUUUUUACAUUUGAUGAAAUGAUAAACAGAUGUUGGUAUUGAGAUCUGCAAAAAAAAGAAUAAAUUGUCAAAAAAUGAAAUA